CAAAACCCCUCUUUUGGGCGACUCUAGGGUUUUAGAAUUCCGACGCAGAAAUCAGAAUCAGUGGGAAAUGGAGAACGAAAAUGGCGUCGCCGAACAUGAGACGAAGAAGCACAAAGGGAAGCACGACAAGCCGAAGCCUUGGGACGAAGACCCAAACAUCGAUCGCUGGAAGGUCGAGAAGUUCGAUCCCUCAUGGAACGGGGGUGGAAUGCUCGAAGUCUCUUCCUUUUCCACUCUCUUCCCCGAGUAUCGAGAAAAAUAUUUGCAAGAGGUUUGGCCAUCGGUGAAGUCUGCUUUGAAAGAGUAUGGCAUUUCGUGUGAACUGAAUCUGGUUGCGGGUUCCAUGACAGUUUCAACUACUAGAAAGACUAGAGAUCCUUAUAUUAUUAUGAAGGCUAGGGACCUUAUUAAGCUUUUAUCAAGAAGUGUGCCUGCUCCUCAGGCGAUAAAAAUACUGAAUGAUGAAAUGCAAUGUGACAUUAUCAAGAUUGGGAACCUGGUCCGCAAUAAG
This is a messenger RNA of Morus notabilis, 511 nucleotides long. RefSeq names its product KRR1 small subunit processome component homolog. The record is from RefSeq and is a predicted model, not a curated record. The transcript is spliced from 4 exons. Gene Ontology annotation, cellular component: small-subunit processome; nucleolus. The annotation marks the transcript as partial. Lineage: Eukaryota; Viridiplantae; Streptophyta; Magnoliopsida; Rosales; Moraceae. Gene Ontology annotation, molecular function: RNA binding.